Molecule: messenger RNA, 1046 nt
Organism: Pistacia vera
Lineage: Eukaryota; Viridiplantae; Streptophyta; Magnoliopsida; Sapindales; Anacardiaceae
Product: proliferating cell nuclear antigen
Exons: 4
Coding region: 95-895 (266 amino acids)
Biological process (GO): regulation of DNA replication; mismatch repair; leading strand elongation
Cellular component (GO): PCNA complex
Molecular function (GO): DNA polymerase processivity factor activity; DNA binding
Source: RefSeq, a predicted model, not a curated record
CAAACCCAAUCCCUCCCAUUUUUUCAAAGCCAGUCCUAACCCUAACCCCAAGAAACAAAGUAAGAAAGAAAGAAAAAAAAAAGCACCAGCAAAAAUGCUUGAACUAAGGUUGGUCCAAGGGUCUCUUCUCAAGAAGGUGUUGGAGGCUAUCAAAGACUUGGUGAAUGACGCGAACUUUGAUUGUUCGGCCACCGGGUUCUCCCUGCAAGCUAUGGACUCCAGCCACGUGGCGUUGGUGGCUCUUUUGCUCAGAUCGGAGGGCUUCGAGCACUACCGAUGUGACCGUAACCUUUCCAUGGGGAUGAAUCUGGGCAACAUGUCCAAGAUGCUGAGGUGUGCCGGUAAUGAUGACAUCAUCACCAUCAAGGCUGACGAUGGCAGCGAUACUGUUACUUUUAUGUUUGAAAGUCCCACACAAGAUAAGAUUGCAGAUUUUGAAAUGAAGCUGAUGGACAUUGAUAGUGAGCACCUUGGAAUCCCUGAGGCCGAGUAUCAUGCUAUUGUCCGGAUGCCUUCAGCCGAGUUUGCUAGGAUUUGUAAAGACCUUUCCAGCAUUGGUGAUACUGUUGUGAUCUCUGUGACAAAGGAAGGUGUGAAAUUUUCCACCAGGGGUGAUAUCGGGACUGCUAACAUUGUACUAAGGCAGAAUACCACGGUGGACAAGCCAGAAGAUUCAACAAUAAUUGAAAUGAAUGAACCAGUGUCAUUGACUUUUGCACUGAGGUACAUGAACUCAUUUACAAGGGCGACUCCAUUAUCCAACACUGUCACAAUCAGCUUGUCUUCAGAGCUACCAGUCGUGGUUGAAUACAAGAUUGCUGAGAUGGGUUACAUCAGAUUUUACUUGGCACCCAAGAUUGAAGAGGAUGAGGAAGAGACUAAGCCUCAAAUUUAAAGGACAUUUUAAUAGUCUGUAGGCUUAUUUUUCAUUGUUCAAUCAAUGAAUCAAGUUGUAUGAAUAGUGUUUCUUGGUGAAUUUUAAUUUUAAUGAACCAAGCAGUUGUAGUUUGAUAGGUAUAAAUAUCCCUUUUAUGUGGCUUGAUUCU